Lucilia cuprina (Australian sheep blowfly) is the source of this 966-nucleotide messenger RNA. RefSeq lists its product as uncharacterized. NCBI's taxonomy places the organism in Eukaryota, Metazoa, Arthropoda, Insecta, Diptera, Calliphoridae. The transcript is spliced from 5 exons. The record is from RefSeq and is a predicted model, not a curated record. The coding region runs from base 366 to 962 and encodes 198 amino acids.
CUUCUGAAGAAUAAUGUAAAAACGAAAAAAAAACUUAAAAAUUUGCAACGAUAAAAAAGAGAGCAAACAAAAACAAAGUUAUACAUAGAAAAAAGCUCUCGAAGUAAUACUUCAAAAAAAACGAACAUUUUGCACAAAAUGAAAGAAACAAGUCUACUCACUCUUUUUAACUAUACACACAAAAUUUGCACCAAUUAACAAACAUAAACUAUACGUUUCUUAAUUAAGAUUUCAGUCAACUAUUCUCGAACGGCUGUACUGAUUGAUUUGAAAAUUUAUGUUUGUUAACAACACUGCAUUUAAAUUAAGUUUACAAAGGCACACAAAGACUUAGCAAGUGGAAAUGCUCCAGCUAGUUUUCAACAAUGGCUAUUAAUCAAGAUAUUAUACCUUUAAGCUACAAAUGCCAUAGUCUACCAAAUUUAUAUAAAGGUUCCACAGAAACAAACAUAAAUCUUGAAAUCUACGAAUAUGGACCAGAUGCUUUAGAAGUUAAAUUAUUAAAUACAAACUAUAAAAUGCAAUGGAAAGCAUUAAAGAAACAAUUUUUGUAUUUAAUUCUAUGUUUCUCAGCAUAUCUCACAAAUUUUUUAUUAAAACCAAAUCAUUUAAGCUAUAUUGAUACAAUAUUUAUAAUUUGGCUUGUGCCACUGUUGUGGCGUCUAAACCGUCUGGUGGAGUAUGAAAAAUUUAUUUUUUGUUACGAUUUUGGUUUACAUUUGCAAAUACAAAAAUUUAUGGGUCAGAAAAAUAGAUUUGUGGCUGCCUGUAAUAUACACGACAUAGUUAUCAAUGAAGUUUUAGAAGAUUUGGAUUUUCGUUAUUUACUUAUUUUAAGAACCAAAGGCAAAUUAUUUCUUAACAAACCCAUAAUUCCCAUAUUUACGGUAUUUAAACCUUCAUAUGACUGCUUAUGUUUAGUAUAUAAACAUCUUAAUAAAGUAAUGCUGAUUAAUAAUUAAAUUA